CUGUUUCCUUCCCACCUCCGCCGUCCUCCCCAUUUCCGCGUUCGGCGUGCGGAAGUCAACUCAAACAAUCGAGAGCAGGCGCUCGCCCGUGCUCGGUGCUCCCCCCGAAAUCGCCCCAAAUCCGGUCCCAAUCCGGCGGCCAUGUACGGCGACUCCGACGGAUCCAAGGACCCCGGCGCCGCGCCGCCGGCCUCCGACCAGCCCUUCCCCAACCGCGAGCUCACCCUCAGCAGCUACCUGUGCGACAAGCCCACCCUCGCGACCGCCGCCGCCGCCGAAGCAGCAGGGGCUGGGGCUGGGGCCGGUCCGUCCUCUCCUCCGAACCCCGCCCCGCCCUCAACCGACGCUGCGGAUGCCGCCAACGCCAAGCUCUGCGUCGAGCGCGACUUCCUCCACCUCUCCGCGCCCAAGCGCGGGGAUCCUCCAGGCGACGACUCCUCCGUCGUCGGCGGGAAGAAGCCCCGCCUCGAUUCCCUCCAGCUCUCGCUCUCCCUCCCCUCCGACGGGCCCGCGCAGCCGUCGUCCCAGCCGCAGUCGCAGCUCCCGUCGCUCCUUCCGUCGGCCCCUGCGGCCGAUGGAGAUCUCAGGGGCGCGUCCACCGGCGCCCCCGCGCCGCCUCCGAGGCGGACCUACAGCGCCACGACGGGGCGCACCCGGAGCAUCAACUCGGACGACAUGUCCUACUCCUACUCCAUGUUCUCGCACAACCCCAGCUGCUCCCUGACGCACAACUCCACCGACAUCUACGCCGCCGGGGAGGGAACCAACGGCUCCGUCCACAGCCGAUUCAAUUUUCGCCCCAUGGGGGACGGCAGCGUCGCCUUCGCCACGCCGCCGAUGAAGGAGGGUACGUCCUCCUUCUUCCCCACUGAACUCCCCGCCGCCAAGAUGGCAGCGGCGGCGGCCAGCGCGGGUGGCAGCUUCGACGGUGGCCGCAGCAGGACGCAACCAUCGCGGUCUGAUAGGAUCCUGCAGGAUAUCGUGUCGGACUCUGUGGCUUCCAUGGCGCAUGUGCUGCAGGAUUUGCCCAGCGAAUCGCUGGAGGUGCUUCGGGAAGCAGUGCGGAGCAUGGUCGAUGCUCCGGAGAAGAGGGACGAGCUGGCUAGCCUGCAGCGUAGGCUGGAGCGGCGGUCUGACCUGACCGCCGAGGCACUGGGGCGGGCGAACAGGACUCAGCUGGAGAUCCUGGUGGCCAUCAAGACUGGUAUGGCCGCGUUUGUCACAGGCAAGGGCCGGGUACCAAGCAGUGAGCUUGUGGAGAUGUUCCUCAUGACCCGUUGCCGCAACCUGAACUGUAAGAGCAUGCUGCCUGUGGAUGAUUGUGAGUGCAAGAUUUGCUCCACCAAGAAAGGGUUCUGCAGUGCAUGUAUGUGCCCGGUGUGCCACAAGUUUGACUGUGCUGCAAAUACCUGCAGCUGGGUUGGGUGUGAUGUUUGCGGGCAUUGGUGCCAUGCUGCAUGCGGGCUGGAGAGGAACUUGAUCAGACCAGGCCCUACACCGAAAGGGCCGAUGGGGACAACUGAGAUGCAGUUCCAGUGCCUUGGAUGCACCCAUGCUUCUGAGAUGUUUGGAUUUGUGAAGGAGGUGUUCAAUUGCUGUGCAGAGAACUGGAAUGCUGAGACGCUGAUGAAAGAGCUAGAUUUUGUUAGGAAGAUAUUUGCUGCUAGUGAUGAUUUUGAGGGGAAGGGGCUUCAUGCCAAGGCUGAAGAGGUCCUCAGCAUGCUUGCAAAGAAAUCUAUAUCUCUUUUGGAUGCAACAAACAACAUGCUACAGUUCUUCAAAUAUGGUGUUACGGAUUGCUCUGUUACUGGCAGCAAGUCCAAAGGUAUAUUGGCAGUUCAGGCGAGCCAAUCUACGAUUCCCCUUCUAACUCCAACUAUGGCUCCACAGAAAUCCUUCAACUUCAAGGCCACCACUUCCAUUCUCGACACUCAGAUCGAUGCGCUCAAGUCCAUACCAAAGCCACUCUCUAUUGAAUCCCAUUUCGGCACCAGCUCAAAGCCACUCGCCAUUGACUCCCAUUUUGGCGCUAGCCCAAAACCACUCACCAUUGAUUCCCAUUUUGGCGCGAGCCCAAAGCCACUCUCUAUUGAAGCACAUUUCAGCACCACCUCGAAGGAUGAUGACGCCUCUACCCUCGAGACCAUCGUGAAGUGCAAGGAGGCUGAAGCAAAACUGUUCCAGAAGCUGGCUGAUGAUGCCCGGAAAGAAGUAGAUAACUACCGCCAGAUCGUCCGCUCCAAUACUCAGAAGCUGGAGGAGGAGUAUAUUGCGAGGCUGGCGAAACUAUGCUUCCAAGAGACGGAGGAGAAGAGGCGGAAGAAGAUGGAGGAGCUCAAGGCGCUUGAGAACUCGCACUAUGACUACCACAAGAUGAAGUUGCGGAUGCAGACUGAGAUCCAGGGCCUGCUUGAGCGGAUGGAAGCAACAAAGAAGAUGUGGGUAUAGCACCCCGGUAAGAAUCAUCAUCAUCAUCAUCAUCUGCUUGCUGCUGCUGCUCUGAAUGUCUGGAAAUGCGUUGUUGUGCAUUAGAAUGGUUUCUGAGCUGUUGUGUUUCCAUCUGUAAUCUGUUGUUAUUUUACCUGUUAUUAUAAGUGGAGGAGGCCUAACCUCAUGCUGGCAGAUAUAACUAGAACAACAACAUUUCAGUUAAUUGGUUGCAAACGUGUGUGCCUGUUGUCAUUGCAAAGCAAAUAAUUCUCCUGACGUGUGCAA
Molecule: messenger RNA, 2715 nt
Organism: Brachypodium distachyon (stiff brome)
Lineage: Eukaryota; Viridiplantae; Streptophyta; Magnoliopsida; Poales; Poaceae
Product: protein OBERON 3
Exons: 2
Coding region: 142-2448 (768 amino acids)
Cellular component (GO): nucleus
Source: RefSeq, a predicted model, not a curated record